Messenger RNA from Nicotiana attenuata, 794 nucleotides. Its product is annotated as pyrophosphate--fructose 6-phosphate 1-phosphotransferase subunit alpha-like. The coding region runs from base 141 to 515 and encodes 124 amino acids. NCBI's taxonomy places the organism in Eukaryota, Viridiplantae, Streptophyta, Magnoliopsida, Solanales, Solanaceae. The record is from RefSeq and is a predicted model, not a curated record. The transcript is spliced from 5 exons.
UUGGGUAAGUUUGGGCAUUUUCUGUGCAGCGUGGACAGUGGACUUUGCCGGAAAUUAACUUUUUUUUGAAGGGACGAUGAUAUCAACAUCUAUGGAGACAGAGCUGCAUUGCGCACGUUUCGACUAAUCCACGGGGUAGUAUGUCCAAUCCACGAGCACCGGUUGCCAAGGAUUUAGUCAUUCCGGAUUUAUCAAGUGCACAACUAAUUCAGCCUUCUCUUCCUUGUACCAGCAAUGGAUAUUAUAAAAUCAGCAAGCCGAACAUCCAGAAAUUAAAACUAGACAACAGCGAUAUCUGCCCUUAUGAUAACCUCCUGCACAAGGGGGGACCUUCUGUGAAUCAGGAGUAUUUCACAAAGAUAGAGGAGGUGCAACUUUGUCUAGACAAGGUAAGGGAGAUGGUUAGGCCCGGUUGUCCACCACACAUGCUGAAUGUGGCCUUGACUUCCAUGUCAAUGCUCGUUACAACCCUGUCUAAGAUGUCUUCGAAACCAUACCCACCUUCAUCUUUAUAAAUAUGGCAGUAGCAGCGUAGAUCGCGGUGUUGUAAACUAACAUCAGUAAAUUUACAUCUACAGUUGUACAUAUGUAAGUUGAAAUGAUGGUUGUUAAAGCUUUAUUCUCUCAUCUCUACUUGCAUCAGGGGUCAGGCAGGUGUUUAAGUUACUAUUCCCUUUGUUCCCAUUUAGUUGUCAGGAUAAGUUGUUUAUUUCACUUCAUUUCCAACAUAUAGUUGGUUGGAUACUCGUAUAAUUGGAAAUUAUAACUGGUGGGUAACCUUCUUUUACCUUGUA